Molecule: messenger RNA, 2391 nt
Organism: Argentina anserina (silverweed cinquefoil)
Lineage: Eukaryota; Viridiplantae; Streptophyta; Magnoliopsida; Rosales; Rosaceae
Product: phosphate transporter PHO1 homolog 3-like
Exons: 12
Coding region: 1-2391 (796 amino acids)
Biological process (GO): phosphate ion transport; cellular response to phosphate starvation
Cellular component (GO): cytoplasm; trans-Golgi network; plasma membrane
Molecular function (GO): inositol hexakisphosphate binding
Source: RefSeq, a predicted model, not a curated record
AUGAAGUUUGGGAAGGAAUUUUUAGCUCAACAGGUGCCAGAAUGGCAAGAUGCAUACAUGAACUACAGCUACCUAAAAUCACUCAUAAAAAUUAUCCAACAUUCCAAGCACAAAAACAAGCCUCAUCCUCACCACCACCGGCUCACAUUGUAUUCAGCCUUCGCUGGCCUCACCAGAAGUCGGCACCACCAGGAACCCACUAGCCCCUCUGCCGAUAUCGAAAACCAAGCCAUACUGGUCCACGCUGUGAGCUCGGAUGGAGAACCUCAUGAGAGUUACGAGACCACUUUCUUAAUGGCCUCCGAUGAAGGCGGAGUUAUGGAGUUGGAGUAUUUCAGAAGGGCUGAUGAUGAGUUCAACAAAGUUCAGAAGUUCUAUAGGGGAAAAGUUGCAGAGGUAAUGAAGGAAGCCUCUCUACUUAACAAGCAAAUGGACGCUUUGAUUGCUUUCCGGAUUAAGGUGGAGAAUCCUCAGAGGCUGUUUGACUGGAACGUGGAGAUGACUCGUCUUGCUUCGGAUAUUGCAGUUUCCACCACAUCUCAGUUGGCUACUUCAGCUCCAACAGGGGCCAAAGCAAGCAGACGGGCGAUGGAAGUGAUCGAAGAGGGUGGAUCGUGUGGAUCGUCCAGUAGCCACGGUGAACGAUCCAGUGAAGAUGAUAAGGAUGAGAAAAGGAGAGAAGAUCAUAAUAUCGACAAUCAAAACCUUAAGGAGGAGAAGCCAAACAAGUACAGAAGGAACAUGCCCGCGCCACUAGAUGUACUAGAUCGUGUGACAAUGAAUCAAAUGGCUGAGACUCCACUUUCGACUAUUAAAGGCGUCCUCAAUGUGCCACAGCAGACGGAGCUCAAAUUCACCAGGGAAAAUCUCAAAAAGGUUGAACAACAGCUUAGAGGGGCUUUCAUUGAAUUCUACCAGAAGCUUAGGCUUCUAAAGAGCUAUGGGUUCUUAAAUAUAUUGGCAUUCUCAAAGAUCAUGAAGAAAUAUGACAAGGUUACUUCAAGACAUACAUCGAAACCAUACAUGAACAUGGUUGAUAACUCCUAUCUUGGCAGCUCUGAUGAGGUUACCAAACUUAUUGAGAGAGUUGAAGAUACAUUCAUCAAGCAUUUCUCAAACUCAAAUCGGAGAAAAGGAAUGGCGGUUUUGAGGCCUAAACCAAGAAAAGAAAGACAUAGGAUAACAUUUGCCAUGGGUUGCCUUGUUGGUUGCACUGUUGCUCUCACCUUAAACCUCAUUUUGACAAUACGAGCUCGUCAUGUUAUGGACCAGUCUGGGACGACCAAGUACAUGGAUAACCUAUUUCCCCUAUACAGCUUGUUCGGAUAUGUUUUCCUACACAUGCUAUUGUAUGCUGGAAACAUAUACUACUGGAGACGCUACCGAGUCAAUUACUCUUUCAUAUUUGGUUUCAAGCAAGGAACUGAAUUGGGAUAUAAAGAGGUUCUCCUUGUUGGUUUUGGUCUGGCAGUGCUAGCAUUAGCUGCUACUCUGUCAAAUCUUGACAUGGAGAUGGACCCCAAAACACAAGACUACAAAGCAAUAACCGAAUUACUCCCUCUGUUCUUGGUUUUGCUUGUAGUUGUGAUACUACUAUGCCCAUUAAACAUCGUCUAUCGCUCAAGUCGCUAUUUUCUCCUUGUAUGUUUUUUUCAUGGUAUCUGUGCUCCUCUAUAUAAGGUCACACUGCCAGAUUUCUUCUUGGCCGAUCAGUUGACAAGCCAGGUGGAAGCAAUUAGAAGCUUACAAUUCUACAUUUGCUAUUAUGGUUGGGGAGACUACAAACACAGAAACAACACUUGCGGAUCAAACGUUGUUUUCAACACCUUUAGUUUCAUCGUUGCUUGUGUUCCAUUUUGGUUGCGCUUCCUUCAGUGCAUCCGGCGCCUGUUCGAAGAGAAGGAUGCACAGCAAGGUUACAAUGGACUCAAGUAUUUCCUUACAGUAGUAGCCGUUGGCAUGAGGACAGCUUACAGUCUCAAUAAGGAUGUGAACUGGAAAAUUCUUGCCGGGAUUAUCUCAAUUGUUUCAGCUGGGUUUUGUACAUAUUGGGACAUUGUUAUAGACUGGGGGCUUCUGCAACGUAAUUCCAGAAACCGCUGGUUGAGAGACAAACUCUUAGUCCCUUACAAAAGCGUGUAUUUUGCAGCCAUUGUCUUGAAUGUGUUGCUGAGAUUUGCUUGGUUGCAGACUGUUCUGAAUUUCAAUGUUUCAUUCAUGCAUGAACAGUCUAUGAUAGCAGUUGUGGCGAUCUUGGAGAUAAUCCGUCGAGGUGUGUGGAAUUUUUUCAGGUUGGAGAAUGAGCAUCUGAAUAAUGUUGGCAAGUAUAGAGCAUUCAAGUCUGUGCCACUGCCGUUCAACUAUGAAGAAGAUCACCAACACAAUCACUGA